CUGGCAACCGCUUACGUGGCUGCCUGAGGCGUUUAAUGGUCCUGUGUUAGCGUGGUAAAGCUGAGCGAUUCAUGAUGUUUUAACACAUUCCAGUAUAUUUAAAAAAAAAUCCAUAAAGCUUUUCAAGACAAUGUCAGUAAGAUGUUGAACAUUUGUAAACGAAUUAUAUUCAUUAGUAAGAUAAGAGAAAAUAUUAAGUCUUCCACAAUCCUCCCUCCCGUUAGUGGAAGUGUUUCGAACUUCCGAGGGGUCCUGAAUGCAUCCUUUCUCAAGCACAACCGGGUGAAAGGAAAGAGUCACUCGAGAGAGAUACAACUUUUAAUUCACACUUUUUCUGCUGUAUUUCGCGUUAUGAACAUACCCGAGAAGUUGAAGUGUUAUGUUAAUGGAAGCCCCUAAGGAAAACUGCUGAGUUUUUUUUUGGUUUGUUAUCCUGUUCGAAGUCUUGCCUUUUGAAAAAAAGCAAAAUGCCCACCGAGGUGAAGCAGAGAAAGAAAAAGCAAGGUGAUGAUGUUUCUUCAAACUGCAAACAAGAAGAGCCAAAAGUGAAGAAUGACUAUGGAAGCACUGGUAAAACAAUUUUGGACUUUAAAAGCAUCAUGUGCGUUUUGUCGCUGGGAGUGUGUGCAGCACUCAGCUGGGUGGUGAUCCAGCAGAAUGAGAGGUUCUCCCAAAUGGAGGACAAGUUCAGGCUUUUGCAUGGAAAGACGUCAAGUUUGACUCAAAUGGAGGAGCAAGUGGAAAAAAUAAACAAAAAACUUGCCGCCUCUGAGGACGACCUCCAGGAGGCGCUCUCCGUCGUCUCUGUGGCCACGGGACUCCGACAGGAAGUGUCCACGCUCCACGCCGCCGUCGAGGCCAUGCAAGCAGAUGAGACCUCAGCGUCCGGAGACCUCCAGGCGGUCAACACUCGCUUCCUGAACGUGACUGAGACGUGGCAGGCCCGCCUCUCCGCCGCCGCCUCCGAGCUCGCCGCCCUGAAGGCCGAGGCCCGGGAGGCCCACACGGGGGCCACGGAGAAAGUGAACGAAAUGGAGAGGAGGCUCAGGGUUCUCUCGGAGAAGCUAGAGGAGUUGGAGGACAGCACCAGGAGGAACGCCCGAGCGUUGGAGCGCACCGAGACGGACGACACCAAGCGAGCUCAGGACCAACUGGACUGGAACACCAAGCACAUCCACAAGCUGGAGGAGCACGUCAACAGACUGGCCCGUAAGGAGGCGGAGCUUAUCGUGGAGCUGCAGGAGCACAUCCCGCGAGCGCGGGAAUGCGAGGAGCACCUCCCCCACGUGGAGGAAGCGCUGCGCUCCAUCCUGAAACUGGGCGGCGACCUCAGCGGGGCGGAGAAGCGCCUGGAGGAAGUGACGCUGCAGGUGUUUGGGGCCGAGGACAGCAUGUUGAAGACUCUCAACCAAGUCGUGGAGAUGAGGCAGGAAGUGGACGCGCUUCAGGCUCGGAGCAGCAUCCUCAAGAUGAAGAGCGAGCUUUCGGUGGUGCGGGAGGCGGUGCAUGAACUCACCAUGGUGCUGAGGGGGAGUCGGGACACUGACGGAGAUGAGGAUGAUGAAGAGGAGCCGGAUGAGGAGUGGGUUGAAGAUGAUGGCGCCGCCCAGUGAUGGCGUCCAUCAGGGACAAGAAGUUUCACUGUUUUUAAUCAUCCCGGACUUGUGAAGUAUUUUUACAGGAAAUGGCUCUACCUAGUGGACAAGUGGGUGAAUUGCAGCUUUUAGUUCAAGCUUGGUUGUAAACAGGAAAUGACUUCCAACUUAAUAAUUAAUAUUCAUAAAUAAAGUCAACAUAUUUAAAACAAGAAAUAAAAAGUUAGAAAAGCUGCUUCAGGAAAAUAUGUCUCUUAU
Doryrhamphus excisus (bluestripe pipefish) is the source of this 1853-nucleotide messenger RNA. RefSeq names its product IKBKB interacting protein (gene ikbip). Lineage: Eukaryota; Metazoa; Chordata; Actinopteri; Syngnathiformes; Syngnathidae. The record is from RefSeq and is a predicted model, not a curated record.